This is a messenger RNA of Chionomys nivalis (European snow vole), 6451 nucleotides long. It is a transcript of the gene Dock6, whose product is annotated as dedicator of cytokinesis 6. Lineage: Eukaryota; Metazoa; Chordata; Mammalia; Rodentia; Cricetidae. Gene Ontology annotation, biological process: positive regulation of GTPase activity; small GTPase-mediated signal transduction. The record is from RefSeq and is a predicted model, not a curated record. Gene Ontology annotation, cellular component: cytosol. Gene Ontology annotation, molecular function: guanyl-nucleotide exchange factor activity. The coding region runs from base 23 to 6271 and encodes 2082 amino acids. The transcript has 49 exons.
CUGCGGCGGGACGCGGGGCGUCAUGGCGGCCUCGGAGCGCCGCGCCUUCGCUCACAAGAUCAACAGGACAGUGGCUGCCGAGGUCCGGAAGCAGGUGUCCCGUGAACGCAGCGGCUCACCCCACUCCAGCCGACGCUCCAGUAGUUCCCUGGGGGUCCCUCUGACGGAGGUCAUAGAACCCCUGGACUUCGAGGACGUGCUUCUGAGCCGGCCACCUGAUGUUGAGCCCGGUCCCCUCAGGGACUUGAUAGAGUUUCCAGCCGAUGACUUAGAACUACUGAAGCAGCCCCGAGAAUGUCGGACCACAGAGUCUGGAGUCCCCGAGGAUGGAAAGUUGGACGCCCAGGUGAGGGCUGCGGUGGCGAUGUACUCGGAGGACUGGGUCAUUGUACGCAGAAGGUACCAGCACCUGAGUACAGCAUACAGCCCUGUCACUACGGAGACACAGCGAGAGCGACAGAAAGGCCUCACUUGCCAGGUCUUCGAGCAGGAUACCUCUGGGGAUGAAAGGAUGGGUCCUGAGGACACGGACGAUUCCCAGCACUGCUCAGGCUCUCCAGAGGACACCCCUCGAAGCAGUGGGGCCUCUGGCAUCUUCAGCCUGAGGAACCUGGCUGCGGACUCACUACUACCAGCCCUGCUUGAGCGGGCAGCCCCCGAGGACGUGGACCGGCGCAAUGAAGCCCUCAGGCGGCAGCACCGGGCCCCUGCCCUGCUCACCUUGUACCCCGCACCUGACGAGGAUGAAGCUGUAGAACGCUGCAGUCUCCCAGAGCCACCCCGAGAGCACUUUGGACAGCGGAUUCUGGUCAAGUGUCUGUCACUCAAGUUUGAGAUUGAAAUUGAACCCAUCUUUGGCACCUUGGCCCUGUAUGAUGUACGGGAGAAAAAGAAGAUUUCAGAAAACUUCUACUUUGACCUAAACUCAGACUCCGUGAAGGGACUGCUCCGGGCCCAUGGCACCCACCCGGCCAUCUCCACCUUGGCACGCUCCGCCAUCUUCUCUGUAACCUACCCAUCUCCUGACAUCUUCCUGGUUGUCAAGCUGGAAAAGGUGCUUCAGCAGGGGGACAUCAGCGAGUGCUGCGAGCCCUACAUGGUGAUGAAGGAGGCAGACACAGCGAAGAACAAAGAGAAGCUGGAGAGGCUGCGCCUGGCCGCCGAGCAGUUCUGCACCAGGCUCGGCCGCUACCGCAUGCCCUUCGCCUGGACGGCUGUGCACCUAGCGAACAUCGUGAGCAGUGUUGGGCCUCAGGACCGGGAUUCCGACUCCGAGGGUGAGCGCAGACCUACCUGGGCAGAACGCCGCCGUCGGGGGCCCCAGGAUCGAGGCUGUAGUGGGGACGAUGCCUGCAGCUUCUCCAGCUUCCGCCCGGCCACUUUAACUGUCACCAACUUCUUUAAACAGGAGGCAGAGCGUCUCAGUGAUGAGGACCUUUUCAAAUUUCUGGCGGACAUGCGGCGACCAUCGUCCCUGCUGAGGCGUUUGCGACCUGUGACUGCUCAGCUCAAGAUCGACAUCUCCCCAGCGCCUGAGAACUUACACUUCUGCUUGUCGCCUGAAUUACUCCACGUCAAGCCCUACCCAGACCCCAGGGGGCGGCCCACCAAGGAGGUCCUGGAGUUUCCUGCCCGGGAGGUUUAUGCCCCCCAUACCUGCUACAGGAACCUGCUCUUCGUAUAUCCACACAGCCUCAAUUUCAGCAGUCGCCAGGGCUCUGUGCGCAACCUGGCCGUGCGGAUCCAGUACAUGGCAGGCGAGGACCAGAGCCAGGCCUUGCCGGUCAUCUUCGGGAAAUCCAGCUGUAGCGAGUUCACCCGAGAAGCCUUUACACCAGUGAUCUAUCAUAACAAGUCUCCUGAAUUUUACGAGGAAUUCAAGCUGCGACUUCCCGCCUGUGUGACCGAGAACCAUCACCUCUUUUUUACCUUCUACCACGUCAGCUGCCAGCCCCGGCCAGGAACAGCCCUGGAGACGCCUGUGGGCUUCACCUGGAUCCCUCUGCUACAACAUGGCCGCCUGAGAACGGGUCCCUUCUGCCUGCCUGUGUCCGUGGACCAGCCUCCACCCAGCUAUUCAGUCCUGACGCCGGAUGUGGCGCUGCCGGGCAUGCGCUGGGUGGACGGUCACAAGGGUGUGUUCAGUGUGGAGCUAACAGCUGUGUCUUCCGUGCACCCCCAGGACCCCCACUUGGAUAAGUUCUUCACUUUGGUACAUGUUCUAGAAGAAGGGACCUUUCCAUUCCGGCUCAAGGAGACAGUGCUGAGUGAGGCCACUGUGGAGCAGGAGCUGCGAGCCAGCUUGGCAGCCCUGCGCCUUGCCAGCCCAGAGCCCCUUGUGGCCUUUUCCCACCACGUUCUAGACAAGCUUGUCCACCUGGUUGUGCGGCCACCCAUCAUUGGGGGCCAGAUAGUGAACCUGGGCCGAGGGGCCUUUGAAGCUAUGGCUCAUGUAGCCAGCCUUGUGCACCGGAGCCUGGAGGCUGUUCAAGAUUGCCGUGGUCACUGCCCACUGCUGGCUGCCUAUGUCCACUAUGCCUUUCGCCUCCCUGGCGGUGACCUCAGCCUGCCAGGCGGGGUCCCUCCAGCAACGGUACAGGCUGCCACACUGGCCCGCGGCUCUGGCCGCCCCACCAGCCUCUACCUGACACGUUCUAAGAGCAUCAGCAGCAGCAACCCUGACCUGGCCGUGGUCCCCGGCUCUGUGGAUGAUGAGGUGUCUCGCAUCCUUGCCACCAAGGGCGUCGAUCGCUCACACUCCUGGGUGAAUUCUGCUUACGCUCCGGGAGGCAGCAAGGCUGUGCUGCGGCGGGUGCUUCCGUACUGUGGGGCUGACCCCAGACAGUUGCUGCACGAGGAGCUGGCCCUGCAGUGGGUGGUGAGUGGCAGUGCGGUCCGGGAGGUGGCCCUACAGCAUGCCUGGUUCUUCUUCCAGCUCAUGAUAAAAAGCAUGGAACUACACUUGCUCUUGAACCAGCGACUGGACACUCCCCGCAAGCUGCGCUUCCCUGGACGCUUCCUGGAUGACAUCGCGGCCCUGGUGGCCUCUGUGGGGCUGGAAGUCAUCACUAGGGCCCAUAAGGACAUAGAGCUGGCUGAACGCCUCAACGCCAGCCUGGCCUUCUUCCUCAGUGACCUCCUGUCCAUAGCAGAUCGAGGUUACAUCUUCAGCCUGGUACGAGCUCACUACAAGCAGGUGGCCACUCGGCUGCAAUCUGCCCCCAAUCCAACUGCACUGCUGACCCUUCGAAUGGACUUCACUCGCAUCCUGUGUAGCCAUGAGCACUAUGUGACCCUUAACCUCCCCUGCAGCCCCCUGUCACCCCCAGCCUCCCCCUCCCCCUCGGUGUCCUCCACUACUUCCCAGAGCUCCACCUUCUCCAGCCAGGCCCCUGACCCUAAAGUGACCAGCAUGUUCGAGCUAAGUGGGCUUUUCAGGCAGCAGCACUUUCUCUCUGGACUCCUGCUGACGGAGCUGGCCCUAGCCCUCGACCCUGAAGCUGAGGGGGCAUCCCUUUUACACAAGAAGGCCAUUAGUGCUGUACACAGCCUGCUGUGCAGCCACGAUGUUGACUCCCGCUACACAGAGGCCACCGUGAAGGCCAAGGUGGCCGAGCUGUACCUGCCCCUGCUCUCCCUUGCGAGGGACACACUACCACGACUGCAUGGCUUCGCUGAGGGCUCAGGGCAGCGGUCAAGACUGGCUUCCAUGUUGGACUCAGACACAGAAGGUGAAGGGGACAUUGGAGGCACCAUCAACCCAUCUGUGGCCAUGGCCAUCGCUGGGGGACCUCUGGCUCCUGGCUCUCGUGCCAGCAUUUCCCAGGGACCUUCAGCAGCAGCUCGCUCAGGCUGUCCCCUCUCUGCCGAGUCCAGCCGGACCUUGUUGGUGUGUGUGCUGUGGGUCCUGAAAAAUGCUGAGCCGGCCCUUCUGCAGCGUUGGGCUGCUGAUCUGGCCCUGCCCCAGCUGGGCCGCCUCCUGGACCUCCUCUACCUCUGUCUGGCUGCCUUUGAGUACAAGGGGAAAAGGGCAUUUGAGCGCAUCAACAGCCUCACGUUCAAGAAGUCCCUGGACAUGAAAGCCCGGCUGGAGGAGGCCAUCCUGGGCACCAUCGGGGCGCGACAGGAGAUGGUGCGCCGGAGCAGGGAGAGAAGUUCAUCUGGAAACCAAGAGAAUGUUCGCUGGCGUAAGAGUGUUACACACUGGAGACAGACCUCAGACCGUGUGGACAAGACCAAGGAUGAAAUGGAACAUGAAGCCCUGGUGGAUGGAAAUCUGGCUACAGAGGCCAGCCUAGUGGUUCUGGACAUGCUGGAGAUCAUUGUGCAGACGGUGAUGCUGUCGGAGGCCCGUGAGAGCAUCUUGAGUGCUGUGCUGAAAGUUGUUCUGUACAGUCUGGGGAGCGCCCAGAGUGCCCUCUUCCUGCAGCACGGCCUAGCCACCCAACGAGCACUGGUUUCCAAGUUCCCGGAGCUGCUUUUCGAGGAAGACACUGAGCUUUGUGCCGACCUAUGCCUGAGGCUUCUGCGACACUGUGGCAGCCGCAUCAGCACCAUCCGCAUCCACGCCAGUGCCUCGCUCUACCUGCUCAUGCGCCAGAACUUCGAGAUCGGCCAUAACUUCGCCCGUGUGAAGAUGCUGGUGACCAUGUCCCUGUCAUCCCUUGUGGGGACAACUCAGAACUUCAGUGAAGAGCACUUGAGACGGUCCCUCAAGACCAUCCUGACCUAUGCGGAGGAGGACAUAGGGCUGCGGGACAGCACAUUCGCUGAGCAGGUUCAGGACCUCAUGUUCAACCUGCACAUGAUCCUGACAGACACAGUGAAGAUGAAGGAACACCAGGAGGACCCCGAGAUGCUCAUGGACCUCAUGUACAGGAUUGCCCGGGGGUACCAAGGCUCUCCAGACCUGCGGCUGACAUGGCUGCAGAACAUGGCUGGCAAACAUGCAGAGCUGGGCAACCAUGCAGAGGCUGCCCAAUGCAUGGUACAUGCUGCUGCCCUGGUGGCCGAAUACCUUGCCCUCCUCGAGGACAGCCGCCACCUGCCUGUGGGCUGUGUGUCUUUCCAGAAUGUCUCAUCCAACGUGCUGGAGGAAUCUGCCAUCUCUGAUGACAUCCUGUCUCCAGAUGAGGAGGGCUUCUGCUCCGGGAAGAACUUCACGGAACUGGGUCUGGUGGGGCUGCUGGAGCAGGCUGCUGCCUACUUCACCAUGGGUGGGCUGUACGAAGCGGUGAACGAAGUCUACAAAAACCUCAUCCCCAUCCUUGAAGCCCACAGAGACUACAAGAAGCUGGCUGCCGUGCAUGGGAAACUGCAGGAGGCCUUCACCAAGAUAAUGCACCAGAGCUCUGGCUGGGAGCGUGUAUUUGGAACAUAUUUCCGAGUGGGCUUCUAUGGUGCACGAUUUGGUGACCUGGAUGAACAAGAGUUUGUGUACAAGGAACCGUCCAUCACAAAGCUGGCAGAGAUCUCACACCGACUGGAGGAAUUCUAUACGGAGAGGUUCGGGGACGAUGUGGUAGAGAUCAUCAAAGAUUCUAACCCAGUGGACAAGUCCAAGCUGGACCCACAGAAGGCCUACAUCCAGAUAACCUACGUGGAGCCGCACUUUGACACUUACGAGCUCAAGGACCGGGUGACCUACUUUGACCGCAACUACGGGCUGCGAGCCUUCCUCUUCUGCACACCGUUCACACCAGAUGGGCGAGCUCAUGGGGAGCUGGCUGAACAGCACAAACGCAAGACCCUGCUGAGCACGGAGCACGCCUUUCCCUACAUCAAGACACGCAUCCGCGUGUGCCACCGUGAGGAGACGGUGCUGACACCAGUGGAGGUGGCCAUUGAGGACAUGCAGAAGAAGACACGGGAGCUGGCCUUUGCCACUGAGCAGGACCCUCCAGAUGCCAAGAUGCUACAGAUGGUUCUGCAGGGCUCUGUAGGACCCACUGUGAACCAGGGUCCCUUGGAAGUGGCCCAGGUAUUUUUGGCAGAGAUCCCAGAAGAUCCAAAACUCUUCCGGCAUCACAACAAACUACGACUCUGCUUUAAGGAUUUCUGCAAAAAGUGUGAGGAUGCACUGAGAAAGAACAAGGCCCUGAUUGGACCAGAUCAGAAGGAGUACCACCGGGAACUGGAACGCCACUACAGCCGCCUACGGGAGGCUCUACAGCCUCUGCUCACCCAGCGUCUGCCCCAGAUGCUGGCACCAAGCUCCACCAGCCUCAGGAACUCCCUGAACAGAUCAAGUUUCCGGAAGGCUGACCUCUGACCCCAAAGGACUGGAAGGCACACCAAGAAGACCAGCACCCACGCCUCAGCUGUCUGUGCUUUCUGGAGUUCCUCCUGCCCCUCAUCCAUGGGGUGACCACACGUCCUUAGGGCUGGGCCCUCGAGCCCUGUCUGUCUGCACUGAUGGAUCCUAAGUUUUGUCUUGUUUGUUUGUUCUUAA